This is a messenger RNA of Acanthocheilonema viteae, 549 nucleotides long. Lineage: Eukaryota; Metazoa; Nematoda; Chromadorea; Rhabditida; Onchocercidae. The record is from the annotation of a GenBank genome assembly.
AUGGAAGUGAAUUCAUUGACGGAAUUAUUAUCACGGCUUAAAUUAGAAAAAUACAUCGAAAUAUUUGAAAAUGAAAAUAUCGAUUUAAAUUUAUUCUUGGAGCUUAAUGAUGCUGACCUCACGGAGAUCGGUAUCAAAGCGUUUGGUCCACGUAAAAAAAUGCUGAAUGUUAUACAACAAUAUCGAACGGAUGGUACGCUUAUUCUUUGUACAAAUGAUGUGAAACCAGUCCCAUCUCCCUAUAUCAAGGAAACAGGACAAUCGGAAUCACAUUCUCAUCAGGUAACGAAUGAAUUAAUGGAAUGUCAACAGCGUUUAGCAGAAUGUCAGCAAGAAUUAAAACAAGCCCGAAGUUUAUUGAACGAACACCGUUCAACAUUAAAUUCUAUCUCGGAAGCUUGUCGACAUUCACGGAAAAUAGCCUAUGCUAUGCUUCAAGAAAUUCGACAAGCAAAUGGUGUAAGCAGCACUUUGGAAAAGGACAUACUUGCGGUGAUCAAAAAUAUCGACAAUAUUCUAAUGAGAAUGCUUGAGCUUCCACAGCAGUGA